Messenger RNA from Sycon ciliatum, 1031 nucleotides. RefSeq lists its product as uncharacterized. Gene Ontology annotation, molecular function: protein binding. Lineage: Eukaryota; Metazoa; Porifera; Calcarea; Leucosolenida; Sycettidae. The record is from RefSeq and is a predicted model, not a curated record.
CACAUUUCACUACUCCCUAGCCUAAGCCCUGCUCCUCGCCAUUUCUCACAGUCUUUAGUUUUCAGUCGUACAAUGAUUAUGUCAAUGGCCACUCUGUGCUUGGUUCGCUUGCACUGCUGUUCCACUUUCAGACGAGGAGCUGGUUUCGGCGGUACGCGGUGUAGUGGAAACAUGAUGGAAGUUUGGGCUUCUCAGUGUGCAUUGUUUUGUAGAUGUACCGUUUUCACUGUGUCCUUGCGAAAUUAUUCGUCCUGUUCGUUCCCGGACCAGCGCAAGGAAGUUAGUUAGCGAACUCGACACUGUCAUGUCUUCAACUCUAGGCUAAGAUAAUCUUCAAGCCAAGGCUUUGUGGGAAGUGGUCUACGAAUAUAAAUAAUACAAGGCGGAAAAAUGGAGCAGACUGCAUUCGACGCUACGACUACCUACUGUCCUUCAAGGGACGUCGCCAGUGAACAAUAACGAUGCUCGCUAGUUGUCGGGCAGGGGAUGUUCAGGUCCAGUUGCUGGGUGUGUGCGCUUGUAUGGAAGCCUGCCAAGUGCGCUUAUGAAGAAUGUGCGCGACUGAAAGAUGGUAGGCCGAGGAAUAAUGUCAGCGAUGACGUUCCUGCUUUUCCUCAUCACUGUCAUCACUCUACUCCACCUUCCCGGCAUGACCUGGGCGCAGCAAAACUCACAGCAAACCACUUCUACGGCGCCGAGCACUAAUGAUGAUCCCCCGUUCACAGCUACUGCUGCAGCAAAUUCAUCUAGGUCAAUUAUCAUCAAAAUAACCAUUCCAAAGGACUCGCAAUACGCGGCAAGUGCUAAAUUUGACAUACGUUUCUGGGUAAGGAACUGUCAUGCUCUAAGCUGUCCGUGCAACGGCUACAUUUGCCACUUCGCUGGCGGGUCGGACUAUACCACAGUUGGACAUGGCGUGAGGUCAAUAAAAAUUGAUCAUCUGAGGAAGUACACCUCCUAUAGUUUAACCGUCCAACACCGCUUUAAACCCUCGAAACGCUUCGAACUGGAUGUCACUACUCUGCCAGACA